Ficedula albicollis (Collared flycatcher) is the source of this 1032-nucleotide messenger RNA. RefSeq names its product myogenic factor 5 (gene MYF5). Lineage: Eukaryota; Metazoa; Chordata; Aves; Passeriformes; Muscicapidae. The transcript is spliced from 3 exons. Gene Ontology annotation, biological process: regulation of transcription by RNA polymerase II; muscle organ development; positive regulation of myoblast differentiation. Gene Ontology annotation, molecular function: RNA polymerase II cis-regulatory region sequence-specific DNA binding; protein dimerization activity; DNA-binding transcription factor activity, RNA polymerase II-specific. The record is from RefSeq and is a predicted model, not a curated record.
ACCGACGCCUCCGCAGCAGGGAUGGAGGUGAUGGACAGCUGCAAGUUCUCCCCGUCCGAGCUCUUCUACGACAGCUCCUGCCUCUCCUCCCCGGAGGGCGAGUUCCCCGAGGAUUUUGAGCCCAGGGAUCUGCCUCCUUUCAGCGCCCACGGGCCCCCCGAGCCCGCCUGCUCCGAGGAAGAGGAGCAUGUCCGAGCUCCCACUGGCCACCACCAAGCUGGUCACUGCCUCAUGUGGGCUUGCAAAGCCUGCAAAAGAAAAUCCACCACAAUGGACCGGCGGAAGGCAGCCACCAUGAGGGAGAGGAGGAGGCUGAAGAAAGUGAACCAGGCUUUUGAGACCCUGAAGAGAUGCACCACUGCCAACCCCAACCAAAGACUCCCCAAAGUAGAGAUCCUGAGAAACGCCAUCAGAUACAUCGAGAGCCUCCAGGAGCUCUUGAGGGAACAGGUAGAAAACUACUAUCACCUGCCGGGACAGAGUUGCUCCGAACCGACCAGCCCCACUUCCAGCUGCUCCGAUGGGAUGGUAAGACAGAGGCAGGACCCGUAGGGCUGUGGGGCCCCCGUUUGGUCGGCGGGAGGCAGCAGCUUCGAGGCCGUGUACUGCGCCGAGAUGGCCCACGGCUACGCCGCCGAGCAGAGCAGCGCCCUGUCCAGCCUGGACUGCCUCUCCAGCAUCGUGGACCGCCUCUCCCCGGCCGAGGAGCCGGGGCUGUCGCUCCGCGACGCCGGCUCCCUCUCGCCCAGCGCCAGCACGGACUCGGGGCCGGAGACGCCCGGGACGCCGCUGCCCCGACGGACCUACCAGGCGCUAUGAGGGGCCGGAGGGUGGCACUCCCUGGGCCGGGGCCGCCCCCGAAGAACGCUUCUGGGGCGACAGGGGCAGCCCCGGAGCCCCUCGGGCCGCCCUUCCCUCGGGGCUGCAGGCAAAGCGUCCCCCGGCCGGGAUCGCCCGCACCCCGCAGGGCAGGCAGAGCCGCGGCCGGGACACACGCGCUGCCCUGGAAUCCCCGCUGCAAAUAAAACGUGC